Molecule: messenger RNA, 477 nt
Organism: Entamoeba nuttalli P19
Lineage: Eukaryota; Evosea; Mastigamoebida; Endamoebidae
Product: Skp1 family protein
Exons: 1
Coding region: 1-477 (158 amino acids)
Biological process (GO): SCF-dependent proteasomal ubiquitin-dependent protein catabolic process
Cellular component (GO): cytoplasm; nucleus
Molecular function (GO): cullin family protein binding
Source: RefSeq, a predicted model, not a curated record
AUGGCUGCUCAAAACGUUAUUAUCGAGUCUUGUGAUAAAACCACCUUCACUGUAAGUGAAAAUUGUGCUAACCAAUCUGUCCUUGUCCAAAGUCUCAUGCAAGAAAGAUCAUCAGCAGAUGAGCCAAUUCCAAUUACUAAUGUCUCUAAAGAAAUUAUGGAAUUAAUUAUUAGAUGGAUGAAAUACCAUAGUGAACAUCCACAUAUGUAUAAUGAAAAACCAGAAGAUAGAUCUAAAUAUGCACCACUUCAACCAUGGGAUGUUCAAUUCUGUGAUGAAUUAGAAAGAGAUGUUCUUUUUCAAGUUUUUCGUGGUGCUAUUUUUAUGCAGAUUCCAAUGCUCAUUGAGUCAUGUGCUCGUUCCAUUUCAAAACAUUUAAUUGGAAAAACAGCAGAUGAAAUGAGAGAAUAUUUGAAUGAACCAAAUGAAUAUACUCCAGAAGAGCUUGAAGAACUUAAAAAGAAAUUUGCUCAUUAA